Molecule: messenger RNA, 585 nt
Organism: Amorphotheca resinae ATCC 22711
Lineage: Eukaryota; Fungi; Ascomycota; Leotiomycetes; Helotiales; Amorphothecaceae
Exons: 1
Coding region: 1-585 (194 amino acids)
Molecular function (GO): acyltransferase activity, transferring groups other than amino-acyl groups
Source: RefSeq, a predicted model, not a curated record
AUGGACUCGCUCUCUGUACUUGCAAUGGCUGCUGCUGCUGCCCCUCGAUCCCAGGUGCCCCACUCUGUGCCCAAUUUCAGCAUCCGGAAAGCUCGAAGCGAAGAUAUACCAUUGCUAGGGCCAGUGGAGCGCUCUGCAGCAGAGAUAUUUAGAACAGUUAACCUCGGUUCUCUUGCCGAUGAUGAGACGACUGUGGCCCCGUCCAUUCUGGCAACAAUGGCGGAUUCAAAUCACCUUCUGGUUGCUGUCAACGAGUCGGAUCAGCCCAUCGGUUUCGUCGGAGGUAUGAAUAUUGAUGGCAACUUCCAUAUUGUCGAGAUAUCUGUUGCGCAGGCUGUCCAAGGGAAGGGAGUUGGGAGCGCCUUGAUGGCAGAAAUGACGCGUCAGGUCAAGGAAGAGAAAUUCAUGGUAAUGACAUUGACCACAUACAGAAAUGUUGCUUGGAAUGGCCCUUGGUAUAAAAAAUUGGGAUUCCAAGAAGUGACAGCAGAGGAAAUGGGAAAGGAAUAUCUGAAAAUAUGGGACGUGGAAAGCCAGCACGGCCACGACAUGGCUUCCCGAUGUGUGAUGAGAAAAAGCCUUUGA